Messenger RNA from Sabethes cyaneus, 1473 nucleotides. Its product is annotated as CLIP domain-containing serine protease HP8-like. Gene Ontology annotation, molecular function: serine-type endopeptidase activity. Gene Ontology annotation, biological process: proteolysis. Bases 1 to 1473 code for a protein of 490 amino acids. The transcript has 3 exons. The record is from RefSeq and is a predicted model, not a curated record. NCBI's taxonomy places the organism in Eukaryota, Metazoa, Arthropoda, Insecta, Diptera, Culicidae.
AUGCGGAAGAACAAUAAUUCGAUUCAUAUUUUUACAGUGUUUGCCCUGCGACAGUGUCGAUCAGCACGUGCAGUUUGCGUUCCAGUAAAGUUCUGUCCACCUAUCUUCAAUGCGAUCAUUGCGAAUAAUACGCAGCAAAAUUACACGCUUAAGAAAGACAUCUGGUCUCGAGCCUGUCAUCAGAGAGGAGAAAACCCGCACGUUUGCUGCGAACCGGCCGAUAUCGCGAUCGAUAAGCACUGUGUUAAUUCACGCGGACUUUCCGGCCGUUGUGUUGCUCCAGAACAUUGCCGGUUAAUCCCUGAUGUGAGAAAGUCGAGAGCAGUAAAGAAACGACAGGAAAAUCUCUGCUACCAAGAGGGCAAUAAGGAGUAUUUUUGCUGUUCAGAAGAGUCUUUAGUGAAUACCCCGACCAAAAAGCGUAGAACCAGAGCAAACAAGCAGCUGAUGGCGAUUGAGAACGAAUUUGCUUCCUGUAAGGACGCCACCGGUAAGUCCGGACUGUGUGUUCCGGUACGACAUUGUGACCGUAUUUACGGCGCUUUUCUGGAUGGACGCAUUUACGAAGAUACACACCUUGCGGAUUUCGUACGUCGUAGCAACUGUCCGUCGGAUGCUCGUCCCAGCAGUUCGAUUUGCUGUGCGACUUCUUCGGCUCGAUCUGGACUGGAUUACAUUCGACACAAGAAUGCCGUUAAACUUGGGCUCGGUCGGUGUGGAGUUGUGCGCAUUGUGGAUAAGAUUCUCAAAGGAGGCGAGACAGCGCCGGGUCAAUAUCCUUGGAUGGCUAACCUUCUAUACAAGCAGAAGAACACGAUGAAGACUUAUUGCAGUGGUUCCUUGAUUAAUCCGAAGUAUGUCUUGACAGCGGCUCAUUGUAUAAGAGGAAAAACUAUACCGAAAGCUAUCCAAUUGGGAGUGCACGAUAUAUCCAACAUUCAGCAUUGCACGGACAGUACGUGUGCCGGACCAGGUCAAAUACAUGCCAUUGAAAAAAUAAUUCGUAACGAAAAUUUCAACGGCUUCAGCUCAGAAUACGAUAUCGCCUUGAUUCGAUUAGCAACCGAAGCUACUCUGGUUCCAGAUCAGGUAUAUCCAAUUUGCCUUCCAAUAACCAGAACUUUGCUUAUGCUGAAACCGAAGCAGCUGGUCGUAUUGGGCUGGGGAGUGACGGAAAGACAAAAACCAUCGAAUGUCCUACUGGAGGCAGAGCUGGAAGUUACCAACCGGACGAAAUUAUGCAUAGAUGAAGCAACGUUUUGUGCCCGGGGAAAAUCCAGAGAAGGACAUUGUGCAGGGGACUCGGGAGGACCAUAUCAGGCUAUGAUUCCGGCGGGGCGUAACUACAAAUACGUGCAGUUUGGGGUUAUUUCUGGCGGUGCUGGGCAGUGUAGCGUAGACAAUCAUGAGCCCGGUGUAGGCGUGUUCGUUGGCUAUCAUGUCAACUGGAUACUGGAUAAUUUAGAGAUUUAG